This is a messenger RNA of Lipotes vexillifer (Yangtze River dolphin), 375 nucleotides long. RefSeq names its product urotensin 2 (gene UTS2). Gene Ontology annotation, biological process: blood vessel diameter maintenance; regulation of blood pressure. The transcript has 4 exons. Gene Ontology annotation, molecular function: hormone activity. Lineage: Eukaryota; Metazoa; Chordata; Mammalia; Artiodactyla; Lipotidae. The coding region runs from base 1 to 375 and encodes 124 amino acids. The record is from RefSeq and is a predicted model, not a curated record. Gene Ontology annotation, cellular component: extracellular region.
AUGUAUAAGCUGGUCUCCUGCUGUUUGCUUUUCAUAGGAUGCUUAAAUCCUCUCUGGUCUCUUCCUGUCCUUGACUCCAGGGAAGAGCCCCUGCAGCUCUCAGCACCUGAAGAUGUCGAAUCAAAUUCGGAUGAGCUGGAAAGAGCUUCCAUCCUGCAGAUGCUGCCAGAGAUGUCAGGUGCAGAGACAGGAGAUGGUCUUAGGAAAGCAGAUCUCGGUACCAACAUUUUUUACCCAAGAGGAAGUGUGAGAAAAUUUCAGGCUUUCUCAGGACAAGAUCCUAACAUUUUACUGAGUCACCUUUUAGCCAGAAUCAGGAAACCAUACAAGAAACGUGGAACUCCCUCUGAAUGCUUCUGGAAAUACUGUGUCUGA